AUGUCAUUAGUCGGUUCUGGCACCUUAAUUGUCAAACAUCUCAAAGCCAAAUUAACUCGUGAUACCGAGUUCCUUGGUAAAAUGGAUCCCUACUGUAAAGUCAUUCUUGGUAGUCAACAACAAAGAACAAGAGAACAUACAGAUGCAGGUAUCAGAAAUAUUCAAAUAAAUAGGGAAGCAUCCUUCAUGGAAUCAAUCACUAAGCUUUAGGCGUACAAACGAAUACAUAGCUGAAAUCUAAGUUUGGGACUCUGAUGAAGUAAGCACAGACGAUUUGAUAGGAGAAUGCUCAAUCGCACUUUAGACAUAUUUAAUUGAUACUCCAAAACCAGCUGAAUGGAUUAAUUUAAGCUAUAAAGUAAUUGAAAUAAUCAUUAAAAAAUCAGGGUAAAUCGGCUGGAUAGAUCUACAUAUCAUUUGAAUGGUUUCCUGAUUCAAAAUAUUAACAACAACCUUAGAUCCCAUCAAAUCCUUAAUAUUAUCAAUAAAAUAAUGUGAUACCCAUGAAACCUCCAGGAGCUCCUGGGUACCAGUAACCAUACAAUUAAUCAAUACCUUAUCAGCAAUCUUCAAAUUAUCCACCUUAAUAAGUAUAAUAUCCAUAGUCACCUCCUUAUGCAUAAUCAGGUCUCUAAGGUACAUUAGGAUAUCCUUAGAACCCAUCAUAAAACUAUAACCAAUAAGGAUAUGCCCCUACUUAUCCUCCUAAUUAAUAAUCAGGCUAUUAACCAAACGCACAACAAGGAUAUCCACCAAAUUAGCCUCCAACCUAUCCACAAAACCAAAUACCAAACUACCCUCCAAAUUAACCUCCAGGUUAUCCCCCAAAUUAACCUCCAGGAUAUCCCCCAAAUUAAGCUCCUGUCUAUCCACCAACUUAGGCUCCAGGAUAUCCACCAAAUUAAGCACCUGGCUAUCCACCAAAUUAAGCUCCAGGAUAUCCACCAAAUUAACCACCUGGCUACCCUCCAAAUUAAGCUCCAGGAUAUCCACCAAAUUAACCUCCUGGCUACCCACCAAAUUAACCACCCAUCUGCCCUACAAAUUAAGCUCCUGGUUAUCCACCAAAUUAACCACCCAUCUUGCCCACAAAUUAACAACCUAAUUAAUAAGGAUAUCCUAAUUAUAAUUAAACCAUGUAAAAUAAUCCUUAAGGUUUUCCAAAUCAACCUUAAAAUUAAUAAAAUCCAAAUCACCCAAAUACAAUUCAAAAUUAAUAACCUUAUCCUAAUAAUUAACCUCCUACAAAUUAUCCAGGUGAUUAACAUUCUAAUAGUUAACCAUAGAGUUAUCCAAAUAAUCAAAUACCACCAAAUUAAUAAACAUAGACAAUACCACAAAACCAACCUCCUGGUCAAUAAUAUCCAAAUUUACCUCCUCCAAAUCAAGGUUAUCCAAAUGUUCCUCCUAGUUAAUAAGGUCCACCUUAAUAAAAUUAUGUACCACCUUAAUAAUAACCACCUGCAUUCUACCCAGGUUAAACAUUACCUUAAAAUCAUAAUUAUCCAAGUUAGACAUUGCCACAGAAUUUUGAUCCAAAUAAGAUUCCUAAUCCAAUGGUGUGAUU
Messenger RNA from Paramecium pentaurelia, 1567 nucleotides. Lineage: Eukaryota; Ciliophora; Oligohymenophorea; Peniculida; Parameciidae. The record is from the annotation of a GenBank genome assembly.